AUGGCCGGAACGCUGUCCCAUAUCCUCGAUGGCCCUGGCAGCGAUCUUCGGCCUCUGUCCGCGCCUGAAUCUUUGUCUGGGUCUCUGUCUGGGUCUCAACCUGCACCUGCGCCUGUGCCUGUCUCUGAGACAUUUGUGGCGGCAAAGCAACAAACUGUGGGCUCCGAUGCUAUCGCUACAAGUAUAGCAGCGCCGGCGCCAUCGAAUCCGACGACCCAAAGUCACAUCAUCAUGCAGGCUGUUCCGUCAUCCACCACGCCUGGUCCUGCUUCAACAACUUCUCCAGGGACGCGUACUGCUGCUGGCACUACCAUUUCUGCUCCAGGUACGACUACCGACCCAUUCGCCAGCAGUGUCACCGGCGAAACUCCAGCACCAGCACCCCACCAGAGCCAUCAGAACAACAACCCUUAUGCUUGCCGCGACUGUGGGCGCUCAUACUCGCGGCCAGAGCACCUCGUUAGGCACGUUCAGACGCACACCUUGGGUCGGCGCUUUGCUUGCGAAAUCUGCCACAAGUCGUUUGCGCGGAAGGAUCUGUUGAGGAGGCAUGUUACCAACCAUGAGAACGAUUCGCCCAAGAAGCGGCAACGACUGGUUUCGACUCCCAACUCUAGCCGCGUCACCCAGGCCUGCCGCCCUUGCGCCGCUGCGCGAGUCAAGUGCGACGAAACUAAGCCGUGCAGACGCUGUGUCAGCCGUAACUUGGCAUGUUCUUCUUUCGAGACCAGCCCAGGCUCUUCUACCCAUCUUCCUCACCUCUCAGGGAGCGGACAGGAUGCCCCUGUACAAAAUCAACCGAAUAGCGGCUCUUAUAUAGCAUCCGCAGAUUCGACUUCUACGUUUCAGAAUGCCCCUAUGAACUUUAUCCGCGAUAACACAACCAGCAAGAGUAGCCCUCUAUCGCAAACCAACUCAUCAAGGCAAGAUGAUAUUAGCCAGUUGACAACUCCGGAUACUGGAGUGGAGUCAGGCCAUACUCUUAGCCAGGCAGCUCACCCACACAACUCGGCGAAAGCUGGCCCUAUGGACUUUAACACCAUCCCGUUUUUCAAUUUCCUACGCGAUGUCCUUUACCAGCAGCCUUUGGAUCUGCCGCGGCCAACCGAAUCUCAAAGUCCAGCCGUGUUAGAUUUUUGCGACAACAUGAACAUGGAUCUUACCGAAAUGGACUUUGGCCUCCUCGACCACUGGAAUCUAGAUCUAGAGGACGGCGGAGCUCUGAUAACUCCUGCUUUGGUUGGUCAAAAUCCCCAAAACUCGGCUGAAAUGUCCUCGAUGCGACAGAAUCUUGCCAAUGUCUGGGGAGAUUUGCCGUGGAAAUGGGAGCCGACUGCCAAGGAUAGUGGCUAUACGGAGCAGGGUAACCUGCCCAUCUCCGCCAAAGAUCUUUCUAAUGCGCAGUUUCAGGAAACAAAGAAAAACCUUGAGCGAGUCGUUGAUCAAAAGCUGAAUCUUUCCAGCCGCGACCAGAUCCUGGCCAUCAUCUUAAAGACUUGUCGCGAUCCUUCGACGGCCGGCAGGGUGGCUGCCUCUUUUCCAACAGUGGACGUGAUGGAUACGAUGAUGCAAGUUUUCCUAGCCGCCCAUCUUCGACAGGUAUCGACAUGGAUACACUUCCCUACCCUUAAGCUUAAUUCGCUGUGGCCUGAAUGGGUUGGGAAUGCUGUGGCUGCUGGUGCUGUGCUGAUGCCGGCCCCGACGUUGCGCAAGUUUGGAUUUGCCAUCCAAGAGGCAGUUCGCAUAACCAUUCCUGCAAGAUUUGAAGAAAAUAACACCGCUAUCCAAAACCUUAGUUUGGUCCAAUCACUCAUUUUGGGGCAGGAUAUUGGUCUAUGGAGCGGUAACCGCAGAAAGAUGGAGAUUGCCGAGUGUCAUUUGGUGAUCCCUGUGACGAUGAUGAGAUAUCGACGAUUUUUCCAGCGGCACAUGUAUCCUAUAAUCACGGUCGAUCCCUCAGACGAGGGUGAGCUACUACAACAAAAGUGGAUGAAGUGGGCAACUGCGGAGCAAUGGAAGAGACUAGCAUACCACUGCUACAUCCGAGAAGCCCAGUUAUCGAUGACGGCAUUGACAAAUCCCUGCAUGUCGUAUUCUGAGUUGACGCUGCCACUGCCAGAACGGAAGGAAUUGUGGUUGGCAAAAUCGGCGUCUGAGUGGAAGACACUUUACUUAUCGGGGACGGCUGGACAACAAAAUUCAAGAUUGCCAUCAAUCGCCGACGCAUAUCGAGACGUACGCCAGCUUGCUGAUAACUCUGCACGGAUUGACACGCAACUGUCUGUGUCAAUCUUUCUCCACGGCUUUUGGUCAAUGAUUUUUGAAUACUCUCAGCUAAGUGUAGUGCACCAAUUUCGGAGCUACACCAAAGAAAAGCCAAACUCUAUGCUGAACUCCAGACGCCAAGAGCUCCUAAGAGAUCUACAGUCGUUUCAGUUUAGCUGCUCAGAUUUAUCAGGCGUCACCCCUCAAGAACACAUCGUGUUAAACCUUCUCAUGAUGCACCUUUACGUGUCUCUAGAUGACCUACAAAUCUUUUCAGGCAAACAGGGAGAAGAAGAAGCCCGUCGCAUGUACCCCAUUUUGCAACAGUGGACAGCUAAUCCCGAGUCAUGGUUCGCGGUUUGGUGCGCGGGACAGAUCUUGCGGCAUGCAAAACUGUUUCCUCUCGGCCAGCUGAAAGAUUUCUAUGCCAUAGCAGUCCAUCAUGCCGCGCUUGCUCUAUGGACCUAUGGCGUUGUGGCUCGGGCCAGCCAGCAGCAGGACAUGGCAUCGCAGUAUGGAUAUGAGCCCAUGUACCUGGAUGAAGGCAAUGCGACAUCUAUUCAGCAUUUCUUGAGCUUUGGGCAGGGGAUACCUCUUAUACAAGGACCCGCGGCCGGAUCAAGCUCGGGAGCAGCACCCGGCGAGGCGUCUGUUUACGACCCUCGUGCGUGCAUGGAUAUUGUGCAAGAGAUUUUGCAGACGAAUUUUAGAAGGCCCCAGGAUGCCUUGCCGCCUCUCGUGGAGAAUCUUUGCCAGCUGAUUAAACAGCUUGGAAACGCGGCAUGGGCGGUUGGCUUGGGGUGA
Messenger RNA from Trichoderma gamsii, 3069 nucleotides. RefSeq lists its product as hypothetical. Gene Ontology annotation, biological process: DNA-templated transcription; regulation of DNA-templated transcription. The transcript is spliced from 6 exons. Gene Ontology annotation, molecular function: DNA-binding transcription factor activity, RNA polymerase II-specific; zinc ion binding; DNA binding. The record is from RefSeq and is a predicted model, not a curated record. The coding region runs from base 1 to 3069 and encodes 1022 amino acids. Lineage: Eukaryota; Fungi; Ascomycota; Sordariomycetes; Hypocreales; Hypocreaceae.